Penicillium antarcticum is the source of this 783-nucleotide messenger RNA. Its product is annotated as MFS multidrug transporter. Gene Ontology annotation, biological process: transmembrane transport. NCBI's taxonomy places the organism in Eukaryota, Fungi, Ascomycota, Eurotiomycetes, Eurotiales, Aspergillaceae. The transcript has 3 exons. Gene Ontology annotation, molecular function: transmembrane transporter activity. The record is from RefSeq and is a predicted model, not a curated record. The annotation marks the transcript as partial.
UCUGCAUCUGAAGAUAGUGCCAACAAGUUGUCCAUUGAGCACCAAAAAGUCCUAGAAAGCCAAUCAAAACUGGAACACAAGAACCUAUCUCAUCCCCUUCUAUAUGAUGCAAUACCACAGACAGUCUUAGUUGACUUCGACGGCAAAGAUGGCCCCUACCGUCCCAUGAAUUGGCCAUUUUGCAAGAAAGUCACCACAGCAGUAUUGUACAGAUUCACUACCUGUUGGAUAACCUUCGUACCGGCCAUUCACGCUUCAGUGCUGGUACAAGUUUCGAAGAAGAUCCAGGUUAGCGACGAGGUUGCAGCGUCCGGUAUCAGUAUGCUCAAGUUCGGGUUCAGACUCGGGUCCUUGGUCUGGGCACCUCUGAGUGAAAUAUACGGUCGUAAGGGGGGUGGUUAUCCUAUUCAUCAUUGGCGCCCUGUUCUUGGCAGUCUUCCUUUCAUCUCCCUGCUGAUUAGAAUCUUCUUUGCGGCCGGCGUCAAAAUUUAUAACACCAAAUAUUAUUUCGAACAGUUCAAGGCGAAUGGCAACAGACCAGUUCCAGAAGCAGGUCUGUCACCCAUGAUGGUAGGAGGGGUUUCUUUUACGUUGGUCGACAUUAUCACACGAUUUAGUACCAGUGCUGUGGCUUCCAAUACAUUCGUAAGGCCCAUGUCUGAAAGUGCAUUCCCAUUAUCCAUCAUGCUUAUGCAUCGUGAUAUUGGCGUUGUGUGGGGUACCACGAUUUUUGGAUGUUUUGCUGCCUUAUUGAUCACUGUUCCUUUUCUGUUCUUCUUUUAG